Anopheles marshallii is the source of this 2064-nucleotide messenger RNA. It is a transcript of the gene Ns2, whose product is annotated as nucleolar GTP-binding protein 2. The record is from RefSeq and is a predicted model, not a curated record. Gene Ontology annotation, cellular component: nucleolus. Gene Ontology annotation, molecular function: GTP binding. The coding region runs from base 1 to 2064 and encodes 687 amino acids. Lineage: Eukaryota; Metazoa; Arthropoda; Insecta; Diptera; Culicidae. The transcript has a single exon.
AUGCCGAAAGUGAGCUCCCGGUCGGGGCCACCCCGGAAGAUGUCGCUGAACAAAUCGACACACUCGAUGAACCCGGACCGGUCUACCGAAGGUCUCAAGGGGGUGGCCAAACCGCGCACGAAAGCGACCAUCAAGCGGUUGCAGAUGUACCGGAACUUCAAGGCGAAGCGCGAUCGCCGAGGCAAAAUCAUCACCCCAGCACCGUUCCAAGGGUGGGUCCCCAGCGGUACAGUGGCCCGUGUCGAACCGUCCCCGAAGUGGUUUGCCAAUUCGCGUGUCAUCUCGCAGAAAUCGCUCCAAAAGUUUCAGGAAGAGAUGGGCAAAGCGGUGAAGGAUCCGUACAAGGUAAUAAUGAAACCUACCAACCUGCCGAUUACGCUGCUGAACGAAUCAGCCCGUUACCAACGGGUGCAUCUGCUCGAUACGGAAAGUUACGAAACGACGUUUGGCAAGAAGAAGCUACGUAAGCGACCGACGCUGAAGGUGCGAGAUUUGGAGGAUCUCACGAAGACUGCGGAAGAAUCGGCCGAGAAGUACGACGAAGCGAAUGAUCACGAUAUUGAGCGGGACGACGGUGGUGUGAAGGAUGCGGUGCGGGAAUACAUUUUUGCUGCCGGUCAAAGCAAACGGAUCUGGAACGAGCUGCACAAGGUGGUUGAUUCGGCGGACGUGCUGCUGCAAGUGCUGGAUGCACGCGAUCCAAUGGGCACCCGGUCGAAGUACAUCGAGAACUUCCUGCGCAAGGAGAAACCACACAAGCAUCUGUUCUUCAUCCUGAAUAAGGUCGAUCUGGUACCGAUCUGGGUGACGCAGCGUUGGGUUGCCAUACUCAGCAAGGAGUAUCCGACAAUCGCUUUUCACGCCUCGCUGACGCAUCCGUUCGGCAAGGGUGCGCUGAUCAAUCUGUUGCGACAGAUCGGUAAGCUGCACGUGGACAAAAAGCAGAUCAGUGUCGGGUUCAUCGGUUACCCGAACGUUGGCAAAUCGUCCGUCAUUAAUGCGUUGCGCAGUAAGAAGGUGUGUAAGGUGGCUCCGAUUGCGGGCGAAACGAAGGUAUGGCAGUACAUUACGCUGAUGAAGCGGAUUUUCCUGAUCGACUGUCCCGGUGUGGUGUACCCGACGGCAGAAACGGACACCGAGAAGGUGCUGAAGGCGGUGGUACGUGUCGAGCUGGUGAAUAAUCCGGAAGACUACAUCGAGGAGGUGCUGAAACGCAUCCGCAAGGAGUACGUCGUGAAGACGUACGGUGUGUCGGAGUGGACGGAUCAUAUCGAUUUCCUAGAACAGAUCGCUCGCAAAAUGGGAAAGCUACUAAAGAAGGGUGAACCGGAUGUACCGACCGUAGCCAAAAUGAUUCUGAACGAUUGGCAACGCGGACGGUUACCGUUUUACGUUGCGCCGGAAGGUUUCGAGGUACCAAAAUCGUUCCACGAACAGCAACAGGCCACGGCACCGGAGCAAAACGACAAGGAUCAGACGGUGCAGGGUGACGAAGAGCAGAAGAGUACGUAUUCCGGUGUAACGGCCACACCGACGAUCCCCGACUCGGUAAAGAAGGGUCGCGAGCUGUUCCAGAUACAGGACUUCCGCAAGAUAAAGGUUAAUCUCGAGUUCGAAAGUGAGGACAUUCGCGAAAUCGACAAGAUCGAUCUGGAGCUGCUGGAGAAAUUGAAGGAAGAGAAGAAGGCGGAAGCUAAAGCGAAGCGAGCCAACCGUAAGAAAGCGGGCAAGGGUGAUGGUGAGGAUGAAGAUUCGUCCGGCAUCAGUGAUUUCUACUCGGAGGAUGAAUAUGAUGAGGAACAGGGUAGGGUGGUGCAUCGUAGCGCCAAGGAGAAGGGUGCACUUACCAAGAAGAAGCGACCGACGAAUGAGACCACUGUUCCGGAGGAUUCCGGAAAGGUGGACGAACCGGAAACGAGCACCAAAAAGCCCGCUAAGCUUACCUCCAGACAGAAGCGUGCGAUUGAGCGGGCAAGUAAGCGCAAAAAGAUAGGCAGCAACUUUUACGAAACGCACAACGUUAAGAAUCGCAAUCGAAAUAAGAAGGCAAAAAUGGAUGAUUAG